Molecule: messenger RNA, 3580 nt
Organism: Caenorhabditis angaria
Lineage: Eukaryota; Metazoa; Nematoda; Chromadorea; Rhabditida; Rhabditidae
Source: the annotation of a GenBank genome assembly
AUGAGCAUUACAUUUCAGGUUUCAACUUUCCCACUUCAAUCAUUAAUUGCUGAUUACGAAGAUGCUAUUCAGAAUGUGAAAGAUUCGGAAAUUUCAAGACAACUUGCAUUGGUUGUCGAUGCGCUUAGAUUAUCAGCAAGUAUUUUGAGGUAACCGGAAUUUCAAUAUCUUAUCUGAAAAUAAAAAAAUAGACUGAAAGUAUAUAAAUCGUCGUACUUUUCGUAGGUUGUUUUGUAUUCGUAUCGUAGGAUUACUGUAGACACACCGAAUGACGUUAGAAAAAUACGAAAUUUGUAGGGAUACGGUAAUUGACGUAUUUUCGAAAAUAAAACUGACACAUUUGUUAUUAUGAGAAAAGGAAGGAACAAAUUGUAUUGUCAUGAAUUGCGUGACAAAUAUGUUUUUGAUGAAGAAAAAUAGAUCAAGGAAUUUCAGAGAAUUCACUCUAGUUUACAAAAAAAUCUUGAUUUUCUAGUCGAAACCCAUCAAUGCUUGCAUUCGAACUUCUUGGUCGACUUCUUCCACUUGCCACAACUAAUCCAUAUGUCAGCAAACUUUUGAUUAAAUGUGAUCGCGAAGGACCACAACACAACGCGUUUAUUCCUGCUCAUCAUUGUUUCCAUGCGCCAGGAGGACCUUUGAAGUUUUCAUUAGAGGUUUUUUUUUGAAUUUUGAAGUAUAGGAAAAGAAUUGUUUUUUCUCAAAUGAAAACCCAAAUCAUUAUCAGUUUUUUCCUCAAAUAAUUGUUUUUGUGAAAAAGUGCAUACAAAUUAAUUUCCUUUAUGUCUAUGUAGUUAUUGGAUUUCUGGAUUUUGAAAUCCUACUUCGCUAGCUAGUUUUUGAAAAAUACCAGAUUGACAAAAAACAAAAUCAAAAAUUCCCAAAACUCAAACAGUGGCAUUUAUUCUAGGAACAUCAAUUUGCUGUGUUUGGAAUGCAACUAACAUCGGAUAAAAAACUAUUAGUUUCAACAUCAAAUCAAAUAAUUGUUUGGGAUGUUGCAACUGGUGAUAUUGCACGAGUUGUGAAUCCAAAUGUUGACGGAGUGUUUUUCGGAUUGACUGUCUCACGAGACGAUAAGUAUGCCGCCAGUUACACUAAUAACAAUCAAGUUAUUGUGACCUCUUUGGUCACUGGAGAAUUUACGAGUAUUGAACCGGAAAGCCUUGUUACACAAAUGGAACUUCAAAGAAUCAAAUUUGUGCGGAAUAAUAAUGUUUUGAUGUGGUCGAAAAAUCAAUAUUUGAUUUAUACGGUUGAUGGAAGAAUGGUAACACAAGGAUCUGAAAGUGAAGGGGAGUAUAAUGUAAGUAGUCUUUUGAGAAUAAAAUAAAUGGGUUUCUGUUCAGCAAUUAGUGCACAUAUUCCAUCGGGAUGAAUACAAUUUUCUAUUUUUACUUUGGAAUGGCGAAAGAGAUGAUUGGAAACUUAUUUUGACUGGGAAUAUAAGAGAUGAAAAAACUAAUUCGAGAGGAAGAUUACAUCAAUUCACAGUGGAGGCUGCAAUCACGUUCACUGACGAAUUUUUCAGACAUGGGUUUGCUUGUAUACAACAUAGAAGUGAGUUCAUAGAUCUUCAAGUUUAUUAUUCGAGAGAAAAACAAAUGAUUUCAGGCUCAGCUGAUCCUGAGGGAUACUAUAGUUUUGCUAUGGUUCGUAUCGAAUUGUUUGAAUCGAAAUAUAUUGUGAAAGAAAUCAUCAAGGAUAAUUUGAAUGAUCGAAUAAAUCAUAUCAAAAUAUUUUACCGUGCUUCUUCAACUGGUGGAUCUGAUAGAAAUACAAAUUGGAUAGUUGGAGUUUCAGUUGAAACAUUUAUAUUAUAUCGAGAUAAUUGCGAAAGUCAUCCAGUCACUUUAAAUCUUCCAAUGAAUAUAAGGAAUAUUCCAAUUAAGCCAAGACAUACAACAUCAACAGUUGCAUUUGCAUCACAUGAUACGGUUUUUGUUACAGGUGUCAGAAAACAUUUAUAUCUUUGGAAUGUGAAAACAGCUGAACUUUUGAGAUCUUUAGAUGCGCAUUUUGGAAGAAUUCUCAAUCUUGAUGCAAUUAGUCAACAAGGUCAAAAUAUUCUUAUCUCCAGCUCACUUGAUCAUACUAUCAAAAUUUGGAAUAUGGAAAAUAUUUUUGAGAAAUCAUUUAGUGUUUCAACAAUGGAUCAAAGUAUUGAGAAGAUUUUGAUUGCGAAAAACAAUCCAACUCUGGCUGCAGUUCAAACACGCAAAAAUAUUGGAAUAUGGGAUAUAAAAUCACAUCGACAUAUUGCUUCAUUGGUUGCAAAUGUUCACGGCGCUGUUGUCUCGGAUUCUCUUCUAGCCGCCGAUGGAAAAACCAUUGUAGCCGUCGAAUCUGAUCAACUUCUUCUCUGGGAUCUCAAAACUCAAUCAGUUAUCAAUUCUGUUCAUGCCCCAAAUGUUUUCCAAAUUUUCUAUCUCAAUAGGGAGACUUUAAUUGGGGUUAUUUAUCGACAAGUUGAUUCAGCUGAACAGAAAAUUGCAAGAUGUACGAUUUAUAAUAUUGCCGAUUUUUCAAUGCAUUAUAAUUUCGAAUAUCCGUGCAGAUUAUUCAAAGAAUGUGCAGUUUUAAAGGUUUGUUAAAUUUUGAAUACAGCUUAAAAUUAAUAAAAAUUUAGGAUAAUAUAAGUUGUGUUGUUGUCACUUUAUUCAAAGGACAUGAUAGUUUGAUGAUAUUUGAUGCAGUUGAACGAAUUCAACGUCUCAAAUUCCGCCCAAGACAACUCAAAAAACAAAAAGAUGUUAUGAUUCAUAAAAUCAUUGCAAUGCCACAUAAUAAUAAUCAAGUGAUUGUUGUUGAAAAUGAUAACAAAGCCAGCGUUUGGGAUAUCAAAACUAAAAAAUUCUUGCGACUUCUUCCACAAUUCAAUGGGCUAAUUUCAAACGACGGUAAAAUGGGACUAUUUGCUCCAGCAAAAGGUGGAUUAUUUGUUGUUGACACAAAAACUGGGUUAACUAGCAAAACUUUGAUUGGAAAUGUUACCGAAGGUGUGAAUGAUGUCACUUGUUCUUUUACUCCAAAUGGACAAUAUGUUUUAUAUUAUCAUAGUGGACAUAAGACUUUGCGGUGAGACUUUUGAAAUUACAUAUGUAAAUUUGAAAAUAUUUUUGAAUACAAUUCCAGUGUAUUUCGAGUUUUGGAUUCUCAACUAAUUGGAACAUUUCGUCCACAUGCUACAAUUACUUGUUGGAGUUACGAUCCAAAAGAUUUUUUCGUUGUUCUUGGAGCUCAAGAUGGUUCACUUCUUACGGUUGUUUUACACGAUCCAUUAGCAAAAGAAGAAACAUUGACAAAUAUUGCACAUUUGGGUUGUCGAAAACAUUUGGCAGAAUUUAUGCAUAUUCCAGUAAGAAUUAAUAUUGAUAGAAUGGCAUUGAUAAAAGUUUAACGUUCAACUUUCAAAAUCAUUUAUUUUCAGAUCUCUGAAGAAGCAGAACUCGAUACCUUUGAUCUCAAAAAUCUUGGAGCUGUUACUGCCGCAGUCACCCGAUUCAAAUCUCUAAUCGGAAAUGGAAAGAAAAAUGGUGGAGGAAUGACGAAAAAAUCACAUGUUUGUAAUCUAAUGUGA